Messenger RNA from Malus domestica (apple), 1288 nucleotides. Lineage: Eukaryota; Viridiplantae; Streptophyta; Magnoliopsida; Rosales; Rosaceae. The record is from RefSeq and is a predicted model, not a curated record.
CAUAUGGUUGAGAGAGAGAGAGAGAGAGAGAGAGAGAGAGAGAAAGAGAAGGAAAGAGUUCCUAGUAAAGGGUACUGCACCAUUAAUGGUGCCAUGACUACCAAAAUCUUGUUCAGCAUGUUGUAGAUUCUGGUACCAGAGUUUGUAUAGGGCAUUUUUUUUCUAUGCUUAAUAUAUAUUGGACUCUUUUCUUUUUUUGUUUUUGGGUAAAAUAUUUAUGGACUUUUUUCUAUCUUAGUUUGGCCUUCGCAUUAAUCAAACUGCUGUUUUUUUUUUCAGUGGCCUACAACCCUCAUACUUUUCCGGCAGGAGGUUGGUUCGCUCUUGGACCGGAUCAAAGUAAAUAGAUAUUAAGAUGGGGAGGGGAAAGAUUGAAAUCAAGAGGAUUGAGAACACGACGAAUCGGCAAGUGACCUUCUGCAAACGAAGAAAUGGGCUGCUGAAGAAAGCAUAUGAAUUAUCCAUUCUCUGUGAUGCUGAAAUUGCCCUCAUUGUCUUCUCUAGCCGGGGCCGUCUCUACGAGUACUCUAACAACAACAGUAUAAGAAACACCAUAGAGAGGUACAAGAAGGCAUGUUCAGAUAGCACAGGAUCAACUUCUAUUACUGAAAUUAAUGCUCAGUAUUAUCAACAGGAAUCGGCAAAACUGAGGCAACAGAUUCAAAUGCUGCAGAACUAUAACAGGCACUUAAUGGGAGAUGCCUUGAGUAAUCUGACUGUGAAAGAACUAAAGCAGCUGGAAAAUAGGCUUGAACGAGGCAUGACUAGAAUCAGGUCCAAGAAGGAUGAAAUGCUGAUUGCAGAGAUUGAGUACUUGCAGAAAAAGGAGAUUGAGCUGGAAAACGAAAAUGUUUAUCUUCGAACUAAGAUAUCAGAAGUUGAGAGGCACCAAGCAAACAUGGUUUCUGUGCCAGAGAUGAAUGCAAUCCAGGCAUUAGCUUCGCGCAAUUUCUUUAGCCAGAAUAUCAUUGAGGGUGGAGGAGCUACCUUCCCACAGCAAAACAAGAAGAUUCUCCAUCUUGGGUAAUUAAUUAGCUUUUUGGAGGCAGAAUCUUCAAAUGCAGGAAAUGCUAACCUCUGUCACCUCAAUCAUCUUAAUUAUAUCCAGAUAUUACUAAUGAUGAUUUAUCUUCUCUUAUGUGUUCGGAACGAAUAUUGACUUUUUCAACAAGAUUUCUAAUUAGUAGCUUAAUUAUGUAUUUGUAAGGAUUGUAAUAUGACUUUGGGAUUAAGUACCUAGUACUACCCCGAAUAAUUUUUUUUUAAAUACUACGAAGAAUAAUUACUA